AUGAACGUCUCAAGAAAGCCUCGCUUCGGUGCCCCAGGCACACUCUUUUUUCUUAACUCUGCUCACUCUGCACUUUGGACGCCGGUUGCUUCAGGAAACUGGAGUCAAGUGCAGUCCACUACGUCGUUUCACAGUGCAGUGCCGGGUUGUGGGCGUAGCACGCGCUCGCUCGUGCACCGCGCCGGUGCACGUUGGGGUCUGCGAGCGCUGCGCUGCAGCUCUGCCAACGCCCCCAUGACCAUAGAGGGGGCUCGGAUCGGGCCGCCGCCUGAUCUGCCGUCUCUUUUGCUGCACAACCGCAUCGUCUAUAUUGGGAUGCCGCUCACAGCGCCAGUUUGUGAACUCAUCAUAGCCGAGCUUCUUUACCUGAACUACAACGAUCCCGACAAGCCGGUCUACGUUUACAUCAACUCGACGGGGACCAUGGGUCUCGACGGCAGCACUGCUGGUUUCGAGACCGACGCGUUUGCGAUCAUCGACACCAUGAACUACAUCAAGCCGCCGGUUUACACUAUCUGCGUUGGAUCUGCUUUUGGUCUAGCAGCAGUGAUCUUGGCAUGUGGCGACAAGGGCAACCGUGCUGCCCUACCGAACGCGUCGAUCAUGCUGCAUCAACCGCGGGGCACAGCCCGAGGCCAAGCGGCAGACAUCGCUAUCAAGGCGCGGGAGAUUAUGUACAAUCGGAAAGUUGCCAUGGAGAUUCUGGCGGAGCACACCGGGCGCACCGCUGAGGAAUGUUUGAAAGCGAGCGAGCGGACCAAGUAUAUGACUCCACAGGAGGCAAAGGAAUUCGGAAUUAUCGAUAAGAUUUUACGAAGUGAGAAGGAUUUGCCGAAGGACAUGCCUGCCUUCCUCAAGCAGCUCUGA
Cyanidioschyzon merolae strain 10D is the source of this 867-nucleotide messenger RNA. RefSeq names its product ATP-dependent Clp protease proteolytic subunit. Gene Ontology annotation, biological process: protein quality control for misfolded or incompletely synthesized proteins. The record is from RefSeq and is a predicted model, not a curated record. NCBI's taxonomy places the organism in Eukaryota, Rhodophyta, Bangiophyceae, Cyanidiales, Cyanidiaceae. The transcript has a single exon. The coding region runs from base 1 to 867 and encodes 288 amino acids. Gene Ontology annotation, cellular component: endopeptidase Clp complex. Gene Ontology annotation, molecular function: ATP-dependent peptidase activity; serine-type endopeptidase activity; ATPase binding.